GUUGUCACGUGGUGCAAACAACACAUUCUGCCGCCAAAACGGUCUCUUGUAAGACGUGUAAUAAUACGAAGUGGCUUUAUAGCAAGAAAAAGCUGAAACCCAAACAGAUUAUUUGCUUGUUAUUUAGUGGGUAAACUUAGCAAAGAGGUGCUUAAUAAUGUUUUGUGAAAAGGCGGUUGAACUUAUAAGAGAACUUCACCGGAUGAAUGACGGCCAGUUACCUGCUUUUAACGAAGAUGGCAUUCGACAAGUGCUUGAAGAAAUGAAAGCUUUAUAUGAACAAAACCAAAGUGAUGUCAAUGAAGCCAAGACUGAGGGCAAAACUGAGCUAAUACCAACCAUCAAGUUUCGUCACUGCUGCCUGCUGCGGAACCAGCGCUGUAUUGCAGCCUACCUAUAUGACCGUCUUCUUCGAAUCCGUGCUCUCAGGUGGGAGUACGGAAGUGUGUUGCCCACAACAAUUCGGUUCCACAUGUGUGCAGAGGAGUUGGAGUGGUUUAAUCAGUACAAGAAGUCACUGGCCACUUAUAUGAGGUCACUUGGAGGAGAGGAGGGUUUAGACAUAACACAAGACAUGAAACCCCCUAAGAGCCUGUAUAUUGAGGUGCGCUGCCUGAAAGAUCAUGGGGAGUUCGAAAUCGAUGAUGGAACAGUUAUUCUCUUGAAGAAGAAUAGCCAGCAUUUUUUGCCUCGAUGGAAGUGUGAGCAGCUGAUUCGGCAGGGAGUUCUGGAGCACGUCAUUUCUUAAUGUGACCCCUAUAUAGCUGGUUAUGACAGUUACUCACUGUAAAGUAACAUUUGUGUCUGUUAAUUGUAUGUAUUAGAAUAAUUCAAAGAAUUCAUCAAAUCAGUGUCCAGGUGUUUUGCUAUGUGAAAUAUUUACUAUCAAACUAUCAAGUGAUGUGUGCAACAUCGCAAUCACACUGCCAGCAUGUCUUAAUCAGAUCCCUUUUUCCCCAUUUUUAAAUAAAUGUAAUACAGUAA
Tachysurus vachellii is the source of this 984-nucleotide messenger RNA. RefSeq names its product GINS complex subunit 1 (Psf1 homolog) (gene gins1). Lineage: Eukaryota; Metazoa; Chordata; Actinopteri; Siluriformes; Bagridae. Gene Ontology annotation, cellular component: GINS complex. The transcript is spliced from 7 exons. The coding region runs from base 158 to 748 and encodes 196 amino acids. Gene Ontology annotation, biological process: DNA strand elongation involved in mitotic DNA replication; DNA replication. The record is from RefSeq and is a predicted model, not a curated record.